Messenger RNA from Daldinia loculata, 1042 nucleotides. RefSeq lists its product as uncharacterized. Lineage: Eukaryota; Fungi; Ascomycota; Sordariomycetes; Xylariales; Hypoxylaceae. The transcript has 3 exons. The coding region runs from base 288 to 650 and encodes 120 amino acids. The record is from RefSeq and is a predicted model, not a curated record.
UUAUAUAGUCAUUCAUACAUGUAUCGAUUCAAUCCCGUCUUCGUCCGUCCCAUCCCUGCAUAGCGCCGUUUCGAACUUCGAAUCCACCACACCACUACCACCAUACUACCACUUUAUCACUCUACUACUCUGCCACUACUUCCACUACUUCCACUACUCCCAAACCAACGCUUCUUUUCAGUCAGCAUUUGCAGUUAAAUCUGUCAUAAAAACCAGCCUGUCGUAACCAACCCACCACAAAGAGAAAUCGAUAUUUAGUAUAUACCUAGGUAGACCUCGCAGAAACGAUGCCUACUUCGUUAGAUUCAUCGCGCCCUAUCAUGGCGCCUUCUACUAUCGGCUCCCCCCGCGCAUCAGUGCGAUACAGCACAUAUAGCACAGCGCCGUCAUUGACGGCAACAGUACUAACGACCGAUUCGGCGCACGCUGAGAUUCGCGAAAUCGAGACCGGGCUCGCGCGCAUGGAGAAUAGGGCUCUGUCAAGUCAGCGAGUCGUCCUGUCUGAAGAGAAGUCGGCCAACCUUAACAAGCUCGCCCUCGGUGCUAAGCUCGACCGUGCGCUCGAGCGUCGUAUGACUAGUCAAGAUGCCGUCAUGAGGCCAAGGAACCGAAGCAUCCGUGAGAAGGAUCCGGAAAAGCAACAACACUAAGGCUACUGUAAAUCGAGAGGAAAACGAAACAACCCGAAACGAGAAGCAAGUAAUUAAAGGACGUUGGAGGAUGAUACCAGGCGAGCGACAGCGAUAGCUCUAAAGCAUUUCCUGUUUUUUUUUAUGUUGUCGUCGUUUUAUCUCAUUGUUAGUCGGUCUUAAGGAUGAAUUCGAGAGGCCGACAUAUCAUUUCUAUUCAAAUCUUUACCUACGGACCGAGACACGCAGGCUGAUUCAGCAUCUGGCCUAAGAGGAAUGGAGUUUGCGACAGGAUCACAUCCCUUCACAAAUCCAAGUCAGCCUACUAGUUGUCUAUGACGGAUACGAUAGACGAGGCGUAUCUGGAGGGGUUCGGCUGGAGCUCGAUAUUAAAAGGUAAUAUCAUAAGUCCC